AUGGAGGACGUCACAGCCACUGCAGAUGAACGGUGUAAGCUGGAGGCAUUGAUGAAGGGAUACUUUGUCCUGGAUAACAAUGCCGUCCUCAGAGCCGACACCAUGGUACUGAGCGCCCCUCUCACGUUUGAGCUGAGUAGCAAAGAGUGUGAGCUACUCCGACGGCGCACCAGCCACUUCGAGAACUGGGGAAUAAUCUACAUCAUCACAUCAACGGCUCAGACCUCAGGAUCGGCCCAGCUUUCUACCAUUGAAUGGAGGGCAUUCGACUUCUUCGACGUCAGCCAGGUCCGGCUGGCGGACGACGAGACGCGCCUCUUUGUCGAGAGCAAUGACAUCUCCAAGAUAUGCUCAGGCUCCGACAGCCUCUUCCUCGGAAGCUACGAUGGAUAUGUACGGAUAGUGGGAGCGAGCUGGAAAAUCAUUCGAAGCUUCCAAGCGCACGAUGCUGCCAUCACCCACAUGCGACAGAUCGAGGGGACGAGCUUGCUGCUCACAAUCGCGGAGGACCUGAGCAACGAGCCGGUGCUCAAGGUCUGGGCGCUCGACAAGCUGGUCAAGAAGACGAACAUGCCGACGUGCCUCAGCACGCUGCGGAUCAACAAUGGGAAGAAACAGUUUCCGAUCUCGGCACUCACAGCCCUCGACGACCUCUCGCAGAUUGCUGUGGGCUUCGCCAACGGCACCGUGACUGUCAUCCGCGGCGACCUCAUCAACGACUUGGGCGCGAAGCAGCGCAUCAUGUACGAAUCCGAGGAGCCAGUGACGGGUGUCGAGCUCAUCCCCGAACCGAGCAACAACAGUACAACUCUAUUUAUUUCGACAACAGCGCGGAUACUGAAGCUCUCCAUCUCCAAGAAGGGGCAUGGAUAUCCGCCCAAGACGGUCGAGGACGUCGGAUGCGAUGUUGGGUGCAUGACGCUGGACAAGAGGACCGAAGAAGUCGUCGUUGCGCGGGAUGACGCCAUCUACACCUAUACCGUUGAUGGGCGCGGGCCGCCAAAGGCAUACGAGUCACCCAAAAAGUCGGUGGCUGUAUACGGCGACUACACAGCGCUCGUAUGCCCGCCAUCGAGCGCUGUCAAGGACAAGCAGCCGGACUCGAUGAGGCGACGGUUCGGAGGGGCUGCGGAUGCACUGUUCAAUGCUUCGACCUUUGUCCUUCUGGAAGCAGAUCUCCGCCUCAUAGGACACACUGAGUCGCUCAUCUCGCCUUUCAGGGCACUCUUUCAGAUUUGGGGCGAUCUGUUUGUGAUGACGCAGGACGGCAAGGUCCACCGCUAUCACGAGAAGACUCUGCAGCAAAAGCUGGAACUCCUAUUCCAGCGCAACAUGUAUCCCCUCGCAAUCGAUCUCGCCAAAAAGUCAGGUAUGGACGAGAAGCAGCGGACCGAGAUCUUCCGCCGCUUUGCCGACCACCUCUACCAGAAGGCAGAUUAUGACGGCGCCAUGGUGCAAUACAUCAAAGCGAUAGAUACAACAGAGCCAUCACAGGUUAUCAGGAAAUUCCUCGACACACAGAGGAUACAUAACCUCAUCCAAUAUCUGGAGCAGCUGCACGAACACCGGAAAGCGACGUCUGAUCACACGACACUGCUUCUGAAUUGCUACGCAAAACUGAAAGACAUCGACAAGCUGGAGAAAUUCAUCAAAUCUCCCGGCGACCUGAAAUUCGACCUCGAGACGGCCAUCUCGAUGUGUAGACAGGGUGGUUAUUACGAGCAGGCGGCGUACCUUGCGAAACAGCAUGGUGAGAUUGACUUGGUGGUCGAUAUCCUUAUUGAGGACUCGAAGCAGUAUGACGAGGCUCUUGACUUUAUCUGGCGACAAGACCCCGAAGUGGCCUACCCCUGCUUGAAGAAAUACGCACGAGUUCUUAUUGAGCACUGCCCGAAAGAUGCAACAUCUAUCUUUGUCGACUACUACACCGGGAAAUUCCGACCGCGAAUUGGGGCGUUUGGAGGAGACACGACGGGCAUGCAGAUCAUCCAGGUCCAAGACAAUGAUGGCAACACAUCUAGCCGUAUCGUCGCCGGUGUUGCCGGAGCUGCCAGCGCCGUGCAAAACCUUACGAACUUGCUUCCCCUCCCGUACAUGAACUCGGCCGCAGUGGCGACGCCAGACUCGCAAGAGAACGGCAGCAAGACGAACGGAAACGGCACCGUCAUCCUCGACCCCGAGGACAUCCCGGCGCCCAAAUACACACCGCCCCCGCCGAGGACGGCUUUCUCUUCCUUUAUCGACCACCCGGACGAGUUCAUCGUCUUCCUGGAGGCAUGUCUCAAGGAGAAGGAGCUGAAACACUCAGACCGAACUGAUCUCUAUACGACACUGUUUGAGAUGUACCUCUCCAAGUCGAACGAGAAGCGGGGCGAGCAGCACAAGGAGGAGUGGGAAAACAAGGCCAAGAAGCUCAUCGAAGGCCAGGACAUUCCGAUGGAGAGCUCCAACGUGCUGCUCCUCUCGCACUUGUCCGACUUUCAGGACGGCACGCGGCUCGUCAAGGAGCAGUCGGGCCUGCUCUUUGACAUCUUCCGCUCGUACACGGCCGCGAAGGACACGCGCGGCGCGAUCCGGGCGCUGCGCAAGUACGGCUCGCAGGAGCCGCAGCUGUACCCGGCGGCGCUGGCGUACCUGACGUCGGACCCGCGCAUCCUCGAGGAGGCGGGCCCCGACGAGCUGGCGGGGGUGCUCGGCAAGAUCGACAAGGACGGCCUCAUGGCGCCGCUGCAGGUGAUCCAGACGCUCGUGGGGUCGUCGGGCGGCGGCGUGGCGACGAUGGGCAUGAUCAAGCCGUACCUGCACGAGACGAUUGAGCGCGAGCGGCAGGAGAUUGCGUCGAACCAGCGGCGCAUCGCGGCGUUCCGCACCGAGACGGACCAGAAGCGGGGCGAGCUCGCCGACAUUGGCUCCAAGCCCGCCGUGUUCCAGGCGACGCGGUGCGCCGACUGCGGCCAGCAGCUCGACCUGCCGGCCGUGCACUUUCUGUGCAAGCAUAGCUUCCACCAGCGGUGCCUGCGCGGCGGCGGCGCCGAGGGCGACUCCGAGUGCCCGCAGUGCGCCAAGGACAAUGCGACGAUCCGGGCGCUGCGGGCGACGCAGGUCGAGACGGCGGGCAAGCACGAGCUGUUCCGGGCCGAGCUCGAGCGGAGCGACGACCGGUUCGCCACCGUGGCGGACUGGUUCGGCAGGGGCGUCAUGGGGGCGCCGACCGCGGAUGCGUAG
Verticillium nonalfalfae is the source of this 3225-nucleotide messenger RNA. RefSeq lists its product as uncharacterized. The record is from RefSeq and is a predicted model, not a curated record. Gene Ontology annotation, cellular component: endosome; HOPS complex. Gene Ontology annotation, biological process: vacuole organization; endosome organization; vesicle-mediated transport. Lineage: Eukaryota; Fungi; Ascomycota; Sordariomycetes; Glomerellales; Plectosphaerellaceae. The transcript has 7 exons. Gene Ontology annotation, molecular function: protein-macromolecule adaptor activity; protein binding. Bases 1 to 3225 code for a protein of 1074 amino acids.